AUGGGGGAACUGAGCCCACGGAGCCCCGCGGAAGGCUUGCCCUUUGCGCAGCGGCCCAUUGUCAUCUUGGGUGCAGGGAUCAUUGGAUGUGCCACGGCACGUCAACUGCUCCUCAACGGAUUCGCCGUCGUCGUGGUGGCCGAGUACCUCCCGGGAGACCAGAACCCGUGGUAUGCUUCGGCAUGGGCGGGGGCCGCCUGGCAUGCGGCCGCGGGCAUCAGCCCUGAACACCGCUACAUCCAAGCGGUGACCCAUCGUCACCUGCUGAAGAUGGCACAGGAAGACCCCCAGUCAGGGGUGUGUAUCGUCGAUGCGCGCGAAUACCUUGACCUGCCUCCAUCGGAGAAUUCCUCGGUGUGGGGCAAGAAGGUAGCGGCCAAUUUCCGUGAUCUGAAACCGGGCGAGUAUCCCGCCGAGUCCAACUCUGGAUGGGCGUACGACUGCCUAGUCACCGACCCGACGCUCCACAUGCCCUAUCUGGGAAAGCAGGUUUCGGCUCUCGGUGGGCACUUCAUUCGGAAGCGGGUGGACUCUCUGCAGGAGCUCUACACCAUGUUCCCAGAAUCGAGUGUUUUCAUCAACGCCAGUGGCGUGGGAAGCAAGUCGCUGAGCGACGUCCAGGAUGACAAGUGCUUCCCGGAGCGGGGCCAGAACGUCUUCUACCGCACCGAGCAGUGCCGCCGGUUAUACUUGCGAGUCGGCAAAGAGUACACCUACAUUAUCCCUCGACCGCUCUCCAACGGGGUCGUCCUGGGUGGGGUCAAACAGAGGGACAACCUCUCCCCCGACCCCGAUAUGGAAAUUGCGCGGGAUGAAAUCGCCCGCGCACACCGUCUCGCCCCUGAAAUCGUGCCCGCAAACCCACCCGAAUCGUCCCUCAGUCACAUUGUGGGUAUCCGGCCCUCCCGGGAAGGUGGAUUCCGUCUCGACUCCCAGCAGAUCGGCGAUCGCGUCAUCGUGUCCGCCUACGGGUUCGGCGGCGGUGGAUAUGCCUUCUCGUACGGUAUCGCCGAUGCCGUCGCCAAGAUGGUGGAAGAAGCAGAGCGGACAAACGUGGUUUCGUGA
Aspergillus campestris IBT 28561 is the source of this 1065-nucleotide messenger RNA. Its product is annotated as FAD-dependent oxidoreductase. NCBI's taxonomy places the organism in Eukaryota, Fungi, Ascomycota, Eurotiomycetes, Eurotiales, Aspergillaceae. Bases 1 to 1065 code for a protein of 354 amino acids. The record is from RefSeq and is a predicted model, not a curated record. Gene Ontology annotation, molecular function: D-amino-acid oxidase activity; FAD binding. The transcript is spliced from 3 exons.